ACCCCCCCUAGCAAAAGUGUACCGUGCGUGCUCAGGAUUACCGCCAGUCCAUCCCAAUCCUUACCAAUCCUCACUAAUCUCCAGGAGCCACCUGCGGACCCGAGUCCCUGAAGCAGGGUGGGGUGGGCAUCUGGGGAGGAAAAUCUACCGGACUGGAACAGAGGAGCUCCACAGGGACCCCACAGUUUAGGGGGCAGGAAAGCUCUUGGGACUUGGGGAGUACAAGUGUGAGAGCUGGCUGCAGGGAGGCAGGCCAGGCGUAGCACGCAGAGUCAUACGGGCGGGAGAAGUGUACGCCUGCUCGCGUGAAGAAGGAGCCAUUUCGGUCCCGGACGGGAUUUUGUCGAUCUUUUCAGAGGGUGGCGUUUCAAUGGAUCCCAUGCUGAAAUGCUCGGUGACAAGUUAAUGCAACCAUGGGGGUGGGGGACAGGAGGCAGACGGACCCCUAUGUCAUAGUCUUAGGAUGGCAAGUGAAGGCUCCAGCAUCCCAAGCCCUGUGGUCCGUCAGAUCGACAAGCAGUUCCUGAUCUGCAGCAUAUGCCUGGAUCGCUACGACAACCCCAAAGUUCUCCCGUGUCUCCAUACCUUCUGUGAGAGGUGCCUCCAGAACUACAUUCCCGCUCACAGCCUGACGUUGUCGUGCCCCGUGUGCCGCCAGACGUCAAUCCUGCCCGAGAAGGGCGUGUCCGCCCUGCAGAGCAACUUCUUCAUCACCAACUUGAUGGAUGUCCUGAGGAAGUCCCCUGACAGUGGCAGUGAGGACUGCGCGGUGCAGGAGACUGUCGCUGCCGUGGCGACGGGACAGCCCCUGUCCUGCCCCAACCACGGGAACAAUGUGAUGGAGUUCUACUGCCCGCCGUGCGAGACAGCCAUGUGCGAGGAGUGCACCAGCGGGGAGCACGCCGAACACCCCACCGUCCCGCUGAAGGACGUGGUGGAGCAGCACAAGGCUUCGCUGCAGGACCAGCUGGACGCCGUCAAAAGCAGGCUGCCCGAGAUCGACCUGGCCCUGCAGGUCAUCUCCGAGAUCCUGCAGCAGCUGACCAACCAGAAGUCCGCCAUCGAAGAGGAUAUCCACUCCACCUUCGACGAACUACAGAAGACGCUCAAUGUCCGGAAGAGCGUGCUGCUCAUGGAGUUGGAGGUCACCUAUGGGCUCAAGCAGAAGGUGCUGCAGGCCCAGUUGGACACCCUGCUGGAGGGCCAGGAGAGCAUCAACAGCAGCUGCAACUUCACAGAGCAGGCGCUGAGCCAGGGCUCUGAGGCCGAGGUGUUGCUGGUCAAGAAGCAGAUGAGCGAGCGUCUGGGCGAGCUGGCCAGCCUGCAGUUCCCCCUGCAGCCCGAGGAGAACGACCAGCUAGACUUCCUCAUCGAGACCGAGGGCCUCAAGAAGUCCAUCCACAACCUGGGCACCAUAGUCACCACCAAUGCUGUCGCCUUCGAGACGGUGGCCUCGGGGGAGGGGCUGCGGCAGUGCAUUGUGGGUCACUCCACCUCCAUCACCAUAACCACCAAGGACAAGGACGGGGAGCUGUGCAAGACGGGCAACGCCAUCUUGACGGCCGAGAUCUGCACCCCCGACGGAAGCGUGGCGGACGGGGAGAUCCUGGACAAUAAGAACGGUACUUAUGAGUACCUCUACACAGUACCCAGAGAGGGCAACUUCACCCUCUCCCUGCGUCUCUACGACCAGCACAUCAAGGGCAGCCCCUUCAAGGUGAAGGUGACCAAGUCUGCCGACGUCUCACCUGUCGCCAAUAGCAACAAGAAGCGGCUCAAGUCUCCUGGAAGCAGCCACGUCAAGCAGAGGGCUAUCAGACGGCCAGACAGCAUGUACAGCACCAGCAAGAGGAAGGAGAAUCCUAUCGAGGACGACCUGAUAUUCCGAAUCGGUACGAAGGGAAGGAACAAGGGGGAGUUCACGAAUGUCCAGGGUGUGGCAGCCUCUUCGGUCGGAAAGAUAUUAAUAGCAGACAGCAACAACCAGUGUAUCCAGAUAUUCUCCAAUGAAGGGCUGUUUAGGAGUCGGUUUGGGGUAAGAGGGCGGUCUCCCGGGCAACUGCAGCGGCCAACCGGUGUGGCAGUGCAUCCCAAUGGCGACAUCAUCAUCGCUGACUACGACAACAAAUGGGUCAGCAUCUUCUCAGGCGACGGGAAGUUCAAGUCCAAGAUCGGCUCGGGAAAGCUCAUGGGACCCAAAGGGGUGUCGGUGGACCGGAAUGGGCACAUCAUCGUGGUGGACAACAAGGCCUGCUGUGUCUUCAUCUUCCAGCCCAACGGCAAGAUUGUCACCAAGUUUGGUAACCGUGGAAAUGGAGACAGGCAGUUUGCAGGUCCUCACUUUGCAGCCGUCAACAAUAAUAAUGAAAUAAUUGUCACUGAUUUCCAUAACCAUUCUGUGAAGGUUUUCAACUCUGAGGGGGAGUUUCUACUGAAGUUUGGGUCCAACGGUGAGGGGAACGGCCAGUUCAACGCCCCCACCGGUGUAGCAGUGGACAUCAACGGCAACAUCAUCGUGGCAGAUUGGGGCAACAGCCGAAUUCAGGUCUUUGAUGGCAGUGGGUCCUUCCUGUCCUACAUCAACACGUCGGCGGAUCCUCUUUACGGCCCGCAGGGCCUGGCUCUCACUUCAGACGGCCAUGUUGUAGUCGCGGAUUCCGGGAACCACUGCUUCAAAGUUUACCACUACCUUCAAUGACCCGUGACGUACCCGUCACGCCUCACUGUCACCGUGCCACAAUGGAUCCCUGUCGUCCUCGUGGAUUCGCGUCAUCUCUCUCCAGCUCUGCUGGCUGAUGACCUUUCACCUCUGACCCCCCUGUCACUCCCGCGCUGAGGCAGUCUAAUGCUGCCCAGACUUUUUUCCCCCCCCCAUGGAGCAGAAAGAUGAUGUCUUGUUAUCGAUGAUUAUCUAAGUGUUCCUUUUCCUGAGUUUAUUUAUUGAGCCGACCAUGUAAAAUACACCAUUUUACGUGAAACUGAAAAUGAAGCACUUGAUGCGAUAGCUUUGGUGUAGCGUUACCCUUUUGAAAACUGUGGGUAAGGAAAAUGGAUAUGGUUGGUAAGUGUGGCACUUUUUGAGGAAUAUAUUUUGUUCAUGACUAGUUUUCUAAAAAAGUAUAUUUUUGGAAUUAAACUGCCAUCCUAUUGAGGGAGCCCCCUGUGAUGGGCUCUAGCUGCCCCCCCCCCCCAUUACCAUGACAGGGAUAAACAGUUAGAAUAUGGAUGGAUGUAAGGGAUUUAAAAUUCAUUUUGCUUAAUGAUUCACAUGCAUGACAUGUAAACACUAUGCAGAUCAGGCAAUAAGUUUCAGUUGCGUACUUCAGUUUCUGGUAAAAUGCUCUUACUUCCUUUAGUAAGAAGGAGAAAUGGUGGUUCCGUAAAUGUUCAUAUCCACAAAAGUAUUUAUCUGUGAACUAAAGAUGUUGGAUGCCUCGGUGUAGUUUUUGCUUGUACUUGGAUUGACGUACGUUUUGUCCAGUCAGGAAACAUUCCCUCAGUUUCCAUGGGAAGGUGUGUGUGUGUGUGUGUGUGUGUGUGCUUCAUGAAAUGUGUCUUGCUCUGUAACUGCCCAUCUGUCUACCGUGAAGCUAGAUGUAUACAUUUUUCAAAGUACUUGCCGCUCUGCACACAAUAACUGAUUAUCAUGCUUGCCGUUGACGUCUAGUUAGAUUUGUUUUCUACAGCUUGUCGUAGGAUUUUAUUUCUAACAACACAAUCAAUGAUUCUUGGCAUUGCUUGCAAAACCAGCUCAACAUGUAUUGUGGUAUUCAAGGCGCCAUUGAUGUUUUUCUGCUUGCCGAUAUAUUUGCACAGGAUACAGAUUUUUGUACUGUAAGCCUUGCAGAACUAUUGUAGAACUGUGUGGCGUGAUUCCGUCGUAGUGAAAUUAUCCAAGUUGUAUGUAAACUGGAGCAAAUCGGUUUUAUUUUUCAUGUCAGCUUGAAGAGACUUUUAUAAAAUGAUCUGGGCGAUUCGGUGAUGUCCGUGCUGACUUGUAUCAUGUUAAUUUCCUGCCUAACAAAAUACCCACAUUUCAGUGACUGAACGGCACUUAGUCCAAAUAUUAGUAUUAAAGAGCACAAGGCAUUGAUGAGAGUGAAUCGUGGCAUUAAACGAUCCAUGAAACUCUAAACCAACUGUGUUUACUUAUUUGAAAAUGUCAGUCUCAAAAGGGAUUUUCUUUCAUGUAAAAUUUAUUCAUCUUUAUUUACAAAUGAAUUACUGAUUUUUUAUUAUGAUUAAAGCAAUGCAUUUUCCAUGUUUAAUGUCCCUAAUGCCAAAAAAGUUGAAAAAGUUACCCAGGGAUGAUUUGUUUUGAAUUAAUUUUGAAUGCAGUUUUGUUCUGUAGAGGGAAUAUUUUGCAAUGGAUGUUGUACAAAGGCUUGGGAUUAUUUAAUUGUUGUAUAUUAUCCCUCAAACAUCAGGAUCACUUGUGCAUUUUUUCCCCAUUUAUAUUUCCAAAUGUCUAGCAUUGUUAUUUAUGCAAAGGGGGGAAAGUCAGUCUUUAAAUGUAUGUAUUCCAUAAUGCUUUUGUACUGACACAGGAAGCACUGAGAACUAACCGAGUUGUGGUGUUUCUUGUCCCAAAUAUGCUUGCUGUGUAUAAAAACAUUGCUUGUGCCCAUUUAAGCAUUACUUUCAUUUCGAUUUAGCUACUUGUCUGUGCGGCACAUAAAUAAAAUAUUGCAUUCUUUGGAAAAAA
This is a messenger RNA of Paramormyrops kingsleyae, 4705 nucleotides long. It is a transcript of the gene trim2a, whose product is annotated as tripartite motif containing 2a. Lineage: Eukaryota; Metazoa; Chordata; Actinopteri; Osteoglossiformes; Mormyridae. The record is from RefSeq and is a predicted model, not a curated record. Gene Ontology annotation, biological process: proteasome-mediated ubiquitin-dependent protein catabolic process; protein polyubiquitination. Gene Ontology annotation, molecular function: ubiquitin protein ligase activity; protein binding; zinc ion binding.